Messenger RNA from Salarias fasciatus (jewelled blenny), 4108 nucleotides. It is a transcript of the gene lrsam1, whose product is annotated as leucine rich repeat and sterile alpha motif containing 1. The record is from RefSeq and is a predicted model, not a curated record. Gene Ontology annotation, cellular component: cytoplasm. The coding region runs from base 222 to 2465 and encodes 747 amino acids. Lineage: Eukaryota; Metazoa; Chordata; Actinopteri; Blenniiformes; Blenniidae. The transcript has 25 exons. Gene Ontology annotation, molecular function: protein binding.
AGGGCGCAGAGGAAGACAUCUGUUUUGGUUGCGCUUCUGUCACAGAGGGAAAUAAAACUCUUUGAUAUUUCUGUUUGACUUAUGAACAGUCUAAAUGACUACAUGAGCUAGAUAGGCUUCUUCAAUAGCAAACAUCCGAAGCCCUCCUUUCACAUCUCCCGUGUUUUAGGAAAGAGGAGCAGCGUCAGAACCGCGGGAGGCAGCCACCGGCCGCACUCAGGAUGCCUCUGUUCUUCAAGAAGAAGAAGCCCAGUGAGGACGGCAAAAAGAGGCUGGAGUACCAGCUGUGCAGGUCCAAGGAAGCAGGUGCAGACGACAUCCUGGACAUCUCAGCCUGUGAGCUCUCUGAGGUCCCGUCCAGUGCCUUUUCUAUCUGCAAAGUGCUGCAUAAGAAGGUCCUCAUCCUCCAUAACAACGAGCUGAGGACUCUGCUGCCCAAGGGAUGUGACAUCUGCACUCUGUCCACCUUAAAGGUUCUGGACGUUCACGAGAACAAACUGACCUCGCUGCCCGAGGACAUCGGGAAGCUGGGCGCCCUGCAGAUCCUCAAUGUGGAGAAGAACCGUUUGAAGGCCCUGCCGGAGUCCAUCGGGGACCUGCGGCUGCUGCAGACUCUCAAUCUGAAAGGGAACUGUCUGAGCGAGCUGCCCUCCUCCAUGGGUUCUCUGAGUAGCCUGCGGACUUUGGACCUGAGCGACAACAACAUCCUGCAGCUCCCCAAAACCCUCGCCUACAUCCGCACCUUAGAGAGUUUCACCCUGGACGCCUCCACGAUGACGUACCCGCCGGCGUCGGUGUGUACAGAAGGAACCGAGAGCAUCCAGCGAUUCUUCUGCUCCGAGCUGGGAGAAGAGUACUGUCCUCCAUCCCAGUACCUGCUGCCGGUGCUGGAGAGCGACUGCGGCCGGCAGGACAACGACUGUCUGGAUGGUUUGGAGCAGGCCUGGCAGAACAAGUUCAGUGACUACGAGAAGAGGAAGGAGCAGAAGCAGCAGGAGAAACUUGCCUUUGAGCGCCACCUGGAGGAGAAGCAGAAGGAGCACACACAGCUUCUACUCAUGAACUCCUCCUACAAGGAGAACAUCCUCAACUCAGUCCGACAGGAGCAGGAGCGAGCGGACCUGGGCUUCAGCCAGCAGCAGAGAGCUCAGGAGGCCGGCAGGCUGCUGGUGCUGGAGAAGGUCCGACAGGCCGAGGACAACAUCAGCAGCCGGAUCAGCAACAUGCUGAUGGACAACAGCCGGCAGAAGAAGAGUGCAGAGUUCCUGCAGGCCAUGGAGGAGGACCGGAUCCGUAUGGAGCAUCUGACCGCCAUCACCCAGGAGGAAGCCAACUCGCUGAGGAAGAGGGAGGUGGCAGCGGCCAUGCAGAAGAUGCUGUCAGACGGCUACGCCAUGAACCUGCUGCAGGAGGCCAGUGACUGUCGGAGGAGGAGCCUGGUGUCUGAGGCCUGCAGGAGCAUGGAAAACAUGGACAGGAAGUUUGACAGGAUGUUGUCCCUUCAAGUUUUGGACAAAUCCCGAGCCAUAGCCCAGAUCUUACAGGAGGAGGAGAUGCAGAAGGCAGCUUUCCAGGCCCUGCAGCUGCAGAAGGACGCCGUGCACGGCUACAUCCGCAACCAGAUCAAGCUCAUAGAGGGCGAGUUAAUGCAGCUGACUAAACUGGAGAUUAAAAGACGCAAUCUGGAUGCAGAGAACCUGCAGGAGGUCCUGGUGGAGCAGCGCACCGCCCUGGGCGACCUGCUGCAGCAGCUGCUGAAGCAGAGGGACCAGCGGGAGCAGGAGCUGCGACAGGUUCUGGUGGAGCUGGAGCUGAAGUCCGAGUCCAACCAGCAGAACUACUGGAUGAUCCAGUACCAGCGGCUGCUGGACGCCAAGCCGCUGUCGCUGCGGAUGCAGGAGGCCGGCGUGGAGAAGGAGCUGGUCCACCUGCUGUGCAAGCUGUCGGCCCAGCACUACCUGCCCGUCCUGGCCCACCACCGCGUCACCACCGAGGCCCUGCGGCUCAUGACCUCCUCCGACCUCAAGAAGCUCGGUAUUACUGAAAUAGGAAUCCAGAAAGCUCUUCUGAACUGGGCCCGGGAGCAUCAGCCCGAAGCCGGGGCCUGUAAGGACGUGGACCAGGAGCCGCCGGCGGAGGCCGUCCCCACGGCCCCGUCGCCGUCUCCGUCUCCGUCGCCCUCCACCCCCCCGCUGCCCCCCCACGCCUCAAACUUCCAGUACCCCAGUCCGCCGCUCACCCCCGGGACCCCCGGGACCCCCGGCACCCCCGUCACCCCGUCGUGCCCCACCCCCGUGGAGGGGCCCGGCAGCUCCGAGUGCGUGGUCUGCAUGGAGACCGUGGCUCAGGUCAUCUUCCUGCCCUGCGGUCAUGUGUGCUGCUGCCAGGUUUGCAGCGACGCCCUGCAGAACUGCCCGCUGUGCCGCAGCAGCACGAGCCAGCGGAUACGCCUCUACCACACCUAGGGGCCCCCGGGGGCCCCCCCCCGACCCCACACCACUGUUCAUGCAUGACCCCGUAACUGUACCGAGGCUUGUGAAGCGCUGAGCCACUUUCUUGUAUUUCUGUCCCCCAUCCUCAAGCCCGUUGUAUUUUAUUGAUUCUUAUUUAUUGUACAUUCACGGCGGGGCCAGCGUACGGGCCCCGCUCACCGCUUACAGACUUCUUCUUUGCCUUAGUAGUAUUCUCGACUGAUGUGUGCCUUUCUGCUGGAAAUCUGUUAUCCUCCACCAGGGGUGUCAAACGCUUUCACUUCAGGGGCCGCGUGCAGUCCAACGCGACCUCGACGGGGCCGACGGCGGCGCCACGGCGUGAUAAUCUAGAGAUACUGACAAAUCAGAGGUUUCUUUUAUUCUCAAUGCUGAAAAAAAAAAUACAAGGGAAGGUUCACGUUUGAUGCACUUUUUAAAAAAAAAAAUCGUAAUGAUUUUCAAAACUGUUUGAGAGACUUUAUGCUGAUACGGAUAGCAGUAGCGGUGAGCCUGUCCUGGGAGGUGGCUGGCGUUAGCGUGACGGGCGCUCUACUUGUGAGAUUUACGUCUGUAAAUUGCACUUCCUGUGUUUAUGAUUACCUAGAUUGCUUUGUUGUUGUGUGUCUCAGUUUUCUAGUAUGUCGUCCACAGUGACUGAAACAGAAUAUUCAGUUUGUCUUUUUUUAUUUUUUAUAUUUUGCUACGUCCAGAUUGGACUCGUGUGACCUGGUCUUGGCCCCUGAGCCAUAUGUUUGACACCCCUGUUAUAACCACUUUAUGUGCGUCACUAACCAAAGUAAUAAUAGUCUAUUAUGAUAUCAGAGACUGAACUAUAUUAUCUAAUAAUGAUUGUUGAAGCUUUGCUGUCGUCAGGUCUGGUUUCCGUUGCUGUCCCAGCCUCCCGCUCCUCUUCAUAUCGUUCUCCAGCUUGUUUCCAGAUUAAUCUGAGGAAAUCUCUGCUGUCGUGUUCAUAUAUCUUCACUGGAUUUGAUCUAUAUCGAGAACUCCUCUUGCAAAAUACCAACCUCUUCAAAUCCUUGAUGAAACUGGCUUCAGUGAGGUUUCAUUCUUCUCUCGAGAAGGAAUUCUUUGCUGAAAGCAGAUAAAUAUUAUCAUAUCUGAACUCAAGCUGGCCCAACACGCCAUGUUUCCAUCCAGAACCCAAAAUAAGACGGUGUAAAGGUCAAACACAGCUCUCUGCAGUUAAUAUAUAAAAUAUCAAGGCAUAUUUCAGGGAAGUGCAAUAUUGAUCCUUCAUCACACUCAUCCUCGCAGGAAGUGAAACAGUUUUUAGACAUUUCACAGGGAACUCCUCCACAGGGAACUCCUCCUCCUCCUGUCCCCCUUUUUUCCUUUUUUUUUUUUUUUUUUGUUUUUUUUUGGGAGGUUUCUGGGAGAAAACUCAUGGACUUUAGGUAAAGCUGUGAGCCGUAGCGCCGAGUCAAAGCCUUGAACGUACCGAGUGUUUGAACUAACGUCAUCACCCGUCUGUCCGCAGCCGUCACUGAUGCUGGUCUACUCUAACAAGUGCUCUUAACCCCCCUGCAUGUUGUAGUCACGUCUUAACCACGUAGGGAAUGUGUCGUGUCACAGAAUCACUGUACGGUCGAUGUUCCAUGUCAGAAAAUACACUGUCA